UUUAGGAAGAGAAAUUGAAGAAUAGACUGGGUUUAUGACUUUUUGGCUGUAGUAAACCGCCAAACAGGCAUGAGUAGAAGGUUCCCGAACAGACAUUACCAAUCAAGUUGAUAACAAGAUCAGCAGCACUGAAAGGCGAACAUGCAGAGGUUAUCCAUUAAAAAACUAUGUAUUUAUCAAUUCAUACGCGACCAGAGCUAUAUAAUACAGCAGAGAACGAUGACAUGUGUACAAGGGACCAGAUAUCUGUCUAAUAAGGAAAUGACGGAGCGAUUUCUACUUGACAACGCAGCCACAAAGUCAGAAGACCUAUCCUGUUUUGACAAUGGAUGCUGCACCGGUGGGAGAAAUCAAUAGGCGAAUAUCACAACACUGGCGGCACCUGGGAAACUCUCGCUGUUUGAGAACCUGGUCUCCAACAAAUGACACAUCUAAGCCUGUGAUCUCGUGGAGUGCCCUGUGUUCAUCAAAGUGGCUUGAUAGCAGAACUGGAGGAGGAGAACAGAGGAGAGUUCUACAUGUCACUUCACCAGUACAGACAGAGGAAAACGCUGUUCAGAUAAGGGAAAGUGAGAUCAGCGAGGCAGCCUAUGAGAAGCUAGCAGAUGAGACUCUGGAUGCGUUGGCUGACUACUUUGAGGAUCUGAUGGAUGGACCACUAGCAGGGCCGGAGUUUGAUGUUCUCUUCUCUAGUGGUGUGUUGACAGUGAAGGUGGGAGGAGACCAUGGGACAUACGUCAUCAACAAACAGACUCCUAACAAACAGAUCUGGCUAUCGUCUCCUACCAGUGGUCCGAAGCGUUAUGACUGGACAGGAGAGCGCUGGGUCUACUCCCAUGACGGCAUGGGUCUCCACCAGCUCCUCUCUAGAGAGUUCUCUAUCAUCUACAACAUGAACCUGGACAUGACCACGCUAGUACACUCCUGACCUGGGCCAUGUCCCAAUUCCCUAUGGAGCCAAAAGUAGUGCACUACAUAGGAAAUAGAUUGGCAUCUGUCCCAACUCUCUUACACAGCAUACUACUGAUGUGGAAAAUUAGAAUAAUCUUCAUCACUACAUCCAUGUACUUAAUCACACGUCUGUAAAACCUCUUGUGUGCCCAGAUUUCAAGUUAGGAUUCAGCUCGGAAACAGAACCAAAUGGAUUUAUGCACCAAUACCACUUAAAUACCGUAACGUUCAUAUAAAUCUGUGAUAUAAUAUAGAUCAAAUAAGGGCAUUAAUUGUAUGUAUUGAUGAUGCAGUGUUUAUUUGUGUAUAUGAAUAUACAUGUGAACGGAUGUGUCGGUCUUGUCUGUAACAGAAGGAAAGGAAAAUGUUGCCAGACCAUUUCAGUUGGUUAUGAUUACUUUCUCAUUACAGCUGAAGUUCGUUCCUGAAUUCACAUCCUACUUCAGGCUUGGCGUAUUCCUCUGUUAAUUUCUAAACAAGUGCCAUCUUAUUCGGAUCAAAUAUGUCUAAUUGAGCAGUUAUAAACUGUAAUGAUAAACCUGUUGGGACCUAUUGAGAAACACCAUAAUCAAUGAACAGCUUUCUAUUAAGAUGGCCAGUUAAACAUGCUAUAGACAUCGUAAACAACAGACACAUUCUAUUUAAAUGGAAAUGAGUCCCAACCCUGGAUUCAUUGUUCUGUUUCCCCCAGUCUUGUCCAGUUUAAAUGGCUGAGCCAAACGCAGCUAAAGCCAUAGAACUAGAUUUACUACAACGAGGAAUCCCAUUCCAGUCAGUGUUCUGUGAUGAAUGGACCGGCGGCCAUAUUGAGUGUUCCCAUGAGUGAUCCUGUCACAUUGCUAUGGUCUGAGGGGCUUUGCUCCAGUCGUUCUACCUCCUAUGGGUAAAACAGACGUUAGUGGGUCUCUCUCUCUCUGAUGUCCUAUCUCUCCCAAACUGUUAUCUAAAGCUUGUGUUUGAUUCACAUAAUAGGGCUGGACUGGUCUGGUUAUGUAUCCACCAUAGUUUCUGGAACCGUGCUGGAAAGGACAAUGUAGAAAGAAAAUAUCCAAACCAGCACAGCACUGUUAAGGUCAGUCCUAUAGUGUGCAUUUUCAAUUGGUCCAUGGACAUCAGGCAUUCGACUAUCGGUGGUUAGUGUCUCUGUAAUGUGAUGUUACUGCGCUACAGUCUGUUUUGGGUGCAUAGUAGACAGGGAUUACUUUGGGAGAGAGUAAGAGUUUUUCCCUCUAGAUCAGUGGUGGAGCUCUGCUCUUUUCUUAUUCACUGCUGGAAGAGAGAGAGCGAGAGAGACAGUCAAUCUCUGUCCUGACGUGUCAACGGGCCUGUGUUGAACUGUGCAUAGAAACAUAUUUAUAGUGGAAUGUUCUGGUGGGACAGAGACUGUCGGAACAACAGUCAUACUGUCAGACAGUUCAGAUGAAAUGCAUCUAUAGGGAGCAAGCGGAGUCAAUUGUUUAUGUUGAGCCAGGAUAAUAUUACUCCCAUUCUCCAUUGUUUGGAAAGUUCAGUUCUCUUCGGAUUCGUCUGCAUUCACUGUCAAAUUCUAUUCUGGGAGUCUCGGGUAUGAAUGUGUUGAAAUGUAUGUAUCCUUGUUUGCCAUCUUGUUUUAUAAUUGAAUACCUGUAAAUAUGUUUCAAACAGUGUUUUAAACAAGUACCUGGAGUAGCUAGCCAAAUAGAAAAAGUAGCCAGGCAGGGUUAGAAACAUUUUGCCCAUCAACCUAUAUUUUGGUGGCCUCUGGUAUAUUCUAAUGCCUUGAUUCCAUCCGAAAUACACAGCAAAAUGAUUGAAUACUUUAUCAAAUUUACCUCCCAGAUUGGAAAUAGUUGUGGUAUUGUGUGUAGAAGGACAUGACUUUACAGUUUUAGUUACUGAAAAUGUGUGAAUUCAGUGUGUUAGUUGUUUUGGAUAUCGUCUAGACCUAUAUGAUCAGGACUAUUCUCUAAAUAAAAGAACAUUAAACCUUUUUUAACAUUUAA
Messenger RNA from Coregonus clupeaformis (lake whitefish), 2933 nucleotides. Its product is annotated as frataxin, mitochondrial. Bases 326 to 928 code for a protein of 200 amino acids. The record is from RefSeq and is a predicted model, not a curated record. Gene Ontology annotation, molecular function: ferric iron binding; iron chaperone activity; 2 iron, 2 sulfur cluster binding. Lineage: Eukaryota; Metazoa; Chordata; Actinopteri; Salmoniformes; Salmonidae. The transcript is spliced from 7 exons. Gene Ontology annotation, biological process: iron incorporation into metallo-sulfur cluster; intracellular iron ion homeostasis. Gene Ontology annotation, cellular component: mitochondrion.